AUAUUAGAAGCCUAUUUCGUAAUACGGGACUUUCCUCUAUGUGUUUUUCCACAAUCCGCACUUUUGAUAUUAGAUUACUAUAUAAAUGUGCUUUCUGCAGUUUUCUUUGUGGUGUUCGACGAAUCUUGAGCGUUCCUCGUUUUUAUAAUUUAAUUGUUAUAUACAAAUUAUAUUUUCAACAAAUGAUAUUUACUCCGCAACCUCAUCCCCCCCUUUAUCAUCCAUUUAUCAAGAUUAUUAAAUAUCAAGCGUGACCUAUACAUUGCGGUAGGACGCGUCAAAACGACCGGAUACGCAUAGAUUAUUCAAUUUCCGUUAAGUGAAAUAAUGGCAGUGGAGUGGCCCAAGAAAGAAUUUGGAUAUUGAGGUAGGUACAGUAGGCGACGAAGAAUAGGAUAGGCUGGUAGGGAGACGAGAUAAAAUGGGAGAACGGAGGAAGAGCGUGUCAUUUGUACGAGCCGCCGAAUAUAAAUACCAAAGACGAAGUCUUUAAAAGUCAGUAGUAGAGGAGCGGACCCAGCAUUGUGAGUGUCACAUACAUCAGCUUUGAUUUCCUGGCACGAAGAGAAGCCCGGUCAUAAGAGAUCAAGCACCAGCCUUAUUAGUCAAACUGCGCGUUUAUAUAGCUGUAACGUUUAACAGAGAGCACACGAACCGCAGAUCUUAUCGGCAAUCAUGGAAACGGCCGAGGACUAUGUGAAUGGAGGAAGCAUAAUGCAACGUCGUGACGUCCAGGACUUCGUAGAGGAAUUCGACUACGAAAUGUCGAAAAUGGGAGGAAGGUGUCUCGAUAUCGGAUCAGGCCCGGGGGACAUCACCAAGGAAUUGAUAUUGCCGCUUUUGUCGAACGACGCGGAGAUAGUAGGCGCGGAUAUAUCGCAAGCGAUGGUGAAUUACGCACGCGAGAAGCAUUCCGAUGAGCGAGUAUCCUACACCGUUCUGGACAUCGAAACGUUGGAGCUGCCGAGCGACCAGGUCGAGCAAUACAACAACGUCGUGUCCUUUAACUGUUUGCACUGGUGCAACGAUAUGUGGCGCGCCUUCGAGAAUAUUUACAAGCUGCUGCAGCCAAAUGGAAAAGCACUUGUGAUGUUUGCGGGAUACCAUUGCGGGUUUAAUGCGUACUUACUGCUGAAGCAGAAUCCACGAUACGAAUCUUAUCUCGAGGAUGCGCGCCGUUAUGUGCCAUAUUUUCAAAGAAGGAAGUGUAAAGAUAUCAGAGCGAGCCUACGAAAGAUGUUGGAGACCGUUGGCUUUGAAAUUCUGCACUGCAGCAAAAGGGAGAAAAGUUUCCAGUACAGUAGACAGAGUCUCAAAAGCCAUGUGUACGCCAUUAAUCCUUUCAUCAAGAGAAUACCCGAUGAUCUGAAAGACGAAUUCAUAGAUCAUCUGAUGAGCGAAAUAAUAAACCAGACUGAUUUUAUCCCACUGAAAAGCGAAAACAGCCAAGAAGAACGUAUAAUGAUGCGAUAUGACCUGCUAAUAGCAUAUGUACAAAAACCGUCGCCUGUUGCUUAAGGGUGUAUUUGAAAUAUACAUUUUUCGAUAAUUCUAAUUGUUCGUAAAAUUACCUGUACCAAAUAAUGAAAUGCAGAAUAAAGACGUUCAAGCAAUUAUA
Messenger RNA from Vollenhovia emeryi, 1618 nucleotides. RefSeq lists its product as uncharacterized. NCBI's taxonomy places the organism in Eukaryota, Metazoa, Arthropoda, Insecta, Hymenoptera, Formicidae. The transcript has 6 exons. The record is from RefSeq and is a predicted model, not a curated record. Bases 676 to 1518 code for a protein of 280 amino acids.